Lathyrus oleraceus (garden pea) is the source of this 903-nucleotide messenger RNA. RefSeq lists its product as uncharacterized. The transcript is spliced from 2 exons. NCBI's taxonomy places the organism in Eukaryota, Viridiplantae, Streptophyta, Magnoliopsida, Fabales, Fabaceae. The record is from RefSeq and is a predicted model, not a curated record. The coding region runs from base 1 to 903 and encodes 300 amino acids.
AUGCAAUCUGAAUUUGAUGCUCUUAUUCAAAAUAAGACGUGGGAUUUAGUUCCUCGUCCUUGUGAUGCUAAUCUUAUUCGAUGUAUGUGGUUUUUUAGGCAUAAGAAAAAUUCGGAUGGCUCCUUUGAGCGUUAUAAGGCUCGUCUUGUAGGUGACGGCAAGUCAAAGGUUGCAGGUGUGGAUUGUGAUGAGACUUUUAGCCCCAUGGUGAAACCCGAUACCAUUCGAACAGUGCUUACCAUUGCUCUCUCCAAAUCCUGGAACAUUCAUCAACUGGAUAUCCAUAAUUCCUUUUUACAUGGUGAUCUUCAUGAGACGGUUUACAUGCAUCAGCCAUUGGCAUCUGAGUUUGCAAUGAAGGAUUUGGGCCCUCUGAGUUACUUUCUGGGUAUUGCAGUAUCUCGUCAUCCUGAUGGCAUAUUUCUCAGUCAAAGCACUUAUGCUUCAGAGAUCAUUGAACGUGCUGGCAUGGAAUCCUGUAAACCAUCAGUCACUCCUGUUGACACCAAGCAGAAACUCAUCACCUCCUCUGGCACUUCUUAUGAGGAUCCCUCCUUGUAUCGGAGUCUUGUAGGGGCCAUACAGUAUCUCACCUUCACUCAACCUGAUAUAUCAUAUGAUGUUCAACAAGUUUGUCUUCACAUGCAUGCCCCUCGCAUGGAACACAUGCAUGCUCUUAAGCGCAUUUUCCGUUAUGCUCAGGGCACCUUACAUUUUGGACUACACUUAUCCUCGUCUCCCAUUACAAAGCUUAUCUUCUACACAAACGUUGAUUGGGGUGGACGUCCUGACACCAGACGUUCUGCAUCUGGUUACUGUGUUUUUCUAGGUGACAACCUUAUUUCUUGGUCUUCCGUUCCAGUGUUGAAGCCGAAUAUAGGGGGUUGCCAAUGUUGUCUCUGA